This is a messenger RNA of Arabidopsis arenosa, 807 nucleotides long. Lineage: Eukaryota; Viridiplantae; Streptophyta; Magnoliopsida; Brassicales; Brassicaceae. The record is from the annotation of a GenBank genome assembly.
CAUUUUUCUCUGAGAGACCAAUUCUCUCAAUCAUUUUUAGCUUCUCCGUCGUGCGCUUUUGCUUGAUUUUGUAAUAAAUCUGAGGAAUUGAUACAAGUGGGCUUUGAUGGGAACCAUAGACCUUAGAGCUGCUACAGAUGAAAACUCGAUUGCGGAUCUCAGCAGUCAAGUUCACCAGCUCCCUUGCUGCAUUAGAUUUGAUGGUCCUGCUGAUGUUUCCCACUUUUUCAAGCCUCAAUCCAGUGAUGUUGAAAUCGAUGGAGUAAGAACUGAAGAAGCUCAUUUCAGAGGAAGGAAGUUGCAGGGAGCAACUAUCUCACUUCCUAGUGGCUAUUCUGGCUUUGUGCUUGGACAAGCGAGUAACCUGAAUGCUAAUGGAAAGAGAAAAGCUUCUAUGCCCGCAGAAGAGAACCAGUGUUGGGAAGUGAAGGCCAAAUUCGACAACCUGACAUAUUGGAAUCACGAUAGUCUUCCUUCAAAGGACGAUACUUUCUUACGUUCUUUUCAUUGGUUUAGCAUUGCAGAAGCGCUGCAUAAACCAGUGAAAGUUGAAGAUUUGGUUGCAGUAUCACAUUGUGGAAAGGAUAAAAUAUGAAGUCGCAUUAACCGUUUUGGGUUUUGAACAAAACAUCUUGUGAAACUAGCAAGUAAUCUAAGACAUGUAAUUCUCAAGGCUUGUUGCUGGGUUAAGACUUGUUCGAGCAUGGAUCAUGUAUUUCUGUAAAACUUUUUUUCUAAGAGAUGAAAAAUGGUAGUUUUGAUUUAGAGAAUUUACUUCAUAAUCUUUAAUAAACAAGUCAUUACAAG